UGCAGUAAGUAAAUUUACCUUUUGUUUGUCCAUUUUUUGGAUAUUUUCCAAAUAUAUAUUGAAGAUGACUUUGAGGUUGAAACACUAAAAGUAAAAACAAAAUACAAACUCCCUCUCAUCUUGUUUUCUGCUAAUCAAAGGGUUUCUAUUGCAAAAAUACAGUGAGAAUUUCCUGUAUUGUGAUAUCCGGAACAUAUAAGAAGCUGGUAGUUAUACUGCUUCUUGCUCAGUACUACACAUAUGUGGCUCACCAGUAGGUGCUUCAGGAACAUUCUCCCAGCUCUGUGAUCGAACACCACUCUUCCCCAACAAGCACUCCUCGGGCCUUCCCUGCAUCCACCUGGGACAUCAUCUCUCAUGGCAGCUUUUCAGAACAAUUUAUGGAGCCUGAUUUCUGGAGCCUUGGCAGUAGUGUGCCUUUUGUUGAUGGCUACUUUGGGAAUUUUAUUGAAAAAUUCAUUUGCCACAGAAAGUACUCUGCCAACAUCUUCUCCAGGAUCCACCCUAGAACCCCAGAGAGGCUCUGGCUGCUGUACUUGCCAAGAGAAGUGGAUUGGCUACCGAUGCAAUUGUUACUUCUUUUCCAAUGAAGUAAAAACUUGGGCAGAAAGUAGGGAUUUCUGUGCUUCUCACAAUUCCAGUCUACUUCGGCUGGAAAGCAAAGAUGAAUUUAGCUUUAGGAUCUCCGAUGACCGUUAUUACUGGAUUGGACCCACUUACAAUGAAAGACGUGGUGCGUGGCUGUGGGAGGACGGCUCUGCUCUCUCCCGGGAUCUAUUUCCAUUGUUUGCAGCUCUAAAUCCACAGAAAUGCAUAUUGUAUGAUAGCGAUAUUAUUUUGGAUGAAGAUUGUGGGAAGAAACAUGGUUUUAUCUGUAAGGAAUAACUUACUGAAGUGUUUCUUGGGGCCGGGGAACAAUGCGGGUUCAGGUUUACCUUUUAUCUCAUAUUGUUACUAAUUAUCUACUUCUUAGGUCUGCAAAUUUUUCAGUUUUUUGUCUUAUACAAUUUUGUAUGUAUUUGAAUCCAUGUGUUUUAAAAUUGAUUAAAUUUCUGUGCCUAUACUUGAAUUUAUUAAGCAUGGAGAUGAAGAAUGGUACGAAUAUUUAGAUUUUAUGUGUUUAAUAUUAAAUAUAUUGUAGUUUCACGCAUCUU
Loxodonta africana (African savanna elephant) is the source of this 1154-nucleotide messenger RNA. Its product is annotated as natural killer cells antigen CD94-like. Gene Ontology annotation, cellular component: external side of plasma membrane; plasma membrane. The record is from RefSeq and is a predicted model, not a curated record. Gene Ontology annotation, molecular function: transmembrane signaling receptor activity. The transcript has 7 exons. Gene Ontology annotation, biological process: positive regulation of natural killer cell mediated cytotoxicity; stimulatory C-type lectin receptor signaling pathway. NCBI's taxonomy places the organism in Eukaryota, Metazoa, Chordata, Mammalia, Proboscidea, Elephantidae. The coding region runs from base 358 to 885 and encodes 175 amino acids.